UCCGUGUCGCUGUCAUUAUUUUCCUGUGCCGUUCGGAAUUUCUGUGCGUUCGAAAAAGUUGAUGUUUUGUGUGUGUGUGGUGCUGCGGUGCCAACCAAAUCGGGACCGGAAAAGGGUCACAUUCCUUCUCCCGGCUGGACGGGGUGCUUCCUUUGUGUGCGAGCCUUAGUGCAGAGUUUGUUCGUGUGACGUGUGUGCUGGUCGCCAGGAACAGCCAGCCAGCCAGAGAGUGGUGCGGCACAACCGCAUCAGAAGUGAAAGACACGGCCGCUCUGUGUGUGUGAGUGUGUGUGCUGUGUGCAUAUAUUUCUUGAUUGUGAAAAAUAACACAAAAGUGGAGUGAAAAGAAAAGUGCGAACACCUUUCGUGGUCGUCCCAUCAUCAUUGGCAAGGAAGGUGACAUUGCGGUGGUUGACACUCCGCUCCAAGAAGCUUUCCACUCGCUUCCCCAGUCCCCAGGCGCGUGGGGGGGUGUGGGUGAGUGGUUUUUCCCCGUGGCUCCACAAAAUCGAUCGACCCGCAAACACCCGGAUCUGCGUUGAACCGUCUCUCCUGUUGGUGUGUUCGGCCCGUUCCACUUGCUGCGGCUGCCCGAGCGGCGGUGGUAGUGUUUGCGACCCAACACCACUCGACUAACACUUGAAAGGGUUGUGUGCGUGUGUGUUUGUGUGUGUGCCGAACCGUCUCUAGUCAGGUGUCCGGUGUUUCCGGUAAGCAGGAGGACCCAACAGCACAUUUUGCGCGUACCGUGUUGGUCGUUAUCCUUAGCCCUAUUGCUGCACACACGACGGCUCGUUCGUAGCAGAAACGGACGAACUUACAGACACACAGCUUACACACAAGCGAAAUUUAAACGAUUCUUCGCGAGUGAGAAGUAAAUGUUUCUUAUGCUUUUUUAGGAAGGAUUGUGAGAAUAGCAGUGUGUUUGUGUGGAAGGAUAAUAGCAGGCGGAAAAAACCUUGUCUGAAUUGAUCUAACGAUACGGCGGUCAAUCGUAGGCGGUGGGUGACUCGUCUUUGCAAAAGAAUUGGCAACAAGAAAGUGUUUUGUAUACGUGUGUGUGUAACCGGUUGUUAUCUAGUGUGUGUUUGUGUGUGUGAGAGGGAAAAUAAGGGAGUAAAAUAAAUCUCGGCCCCAUCCCGCCGUGGUGUGGAAAACGGGUCCCAGUGCUGGUGGUGGUGGUGGUGGAGACUGUGUGAUAGAUUUGUGUUUUCGGCACUGCCGCUACUUCCUGUGUUGGUGGUUGUUGUUCACACUUCAAGGAAAAGCAAUUCCUGUGCGUGUGGUGCUAUUUUUGGAACAAAUCCUGAAUUGAGCUAACCUAACGAAGGGAGAAACGUUUUGCGCUGUCAAACCACCAGCUACUACUGCGAGCGAGCGAAGCGACCGGAAGCCGUUCCAGAUCGUUGACGGCAACCGUCUCCCCGGUUUGUAGAACCCCGAGCGCGCACUCAAUCAACGGAUUUUUGGUUCAUUCUUCGGGACAGGUGUUAAGACAUAAAGACGGCCACCAUUGCGUUGACAGCUUCCGAACUAUGACGGGAUCUUCUGCAUUAUGACAAUAACAACCAUUGAGAAGCAAGUGAAUAAUAACUUCGGGGCUUCAACAUGAGCUCGCGUCACGCCUUCUACACCGUCGAGGUGGGCGACACCAAGUUUACCAUUCUAAAGCGAUACCAAAACCUGAAACCGAUCGGUUCCGGUGCUCAAGGCAUUGUAUGUGCCGCAUACGAUACAGUAACACAGCAGAACGUUGCCAUCAAAAAGCUAUCCAGACCUUUCCAAAAUGUCACUCACGCCAAACGAGCCUACAGGGAGUUUAAGCUUAUGAAAUUAGUCAAUCAUAAAAAUAUCAUUGGACUGCUGAACGCGUUCACGCCCCAGCGCACACUAGAAGAGUUCCAGGAUGUGUACCUGGUCAUGGAGCUUAUGGAUGCGAACCUCUGCCAGGUCAUACAGAUGGAUCUGGACCACGAGCGGAUGUCCUACCUACUCUACCAGAUGCUUUGCGGCAUCAAGCAUCUCCACUCGGCGGGAAUUAUUCACCGGGACUUGAAGCCCUCCAACAUUGUGGUAAAGUCGGACUGCACACUGAAAAUCCUCGACUUUGGGCUGGCCCGUACGGCCGGCACCACCUUCAUGAUGACGCCGUACGUCGUCACGCGGUACUACCGUGCGCCGGAGGUCAUCCUCGGGAUGGGGUACAAGGAGAACGUCGACAUCUGGUCGGUCGGCUGCAUCAUGGGGGAGAUGAUACGCGGCGGCGUCCUGUUCCCCGGUACAGAUCAUAUUGAUCAGUGGAAUAAAAUCAUUGAACAAUUGGGUACUCCGUCCCAGAACUUUAUGACGCGGUUGCAACCGACCGUGCGGAACUACGUGGAGAACAGGCCCCGCUACUCGGGGUACGCGUUCGAUCGGCUCUUCCCGGACGUGCUGUUCCCGACCGACUCGAACGAGCACAACCGACUGAAGGCUAGUCAGGCGCGGGAUCUGCUCAGCAGGAUGCUGGUGGUCGAUCCGGAGCACCGCAUCUCGGUCGACCAGGCGCUGGUGCACAGCUACAUCAACGUGUGGUUCGACGAGAGCGAAGUGAAUGCGCCCGCACCCGGCCCGUACGAUCACAGCGUGGACGAGCGCGAGCACACGGUCGAGCAGUGGAAGGAGCUGAUCUACCAGGAGGUGAUGGAGUACGAGGCGCGCAAUAAUCUGGCGGACGGGGAGGGCGCUCCACGGUAGAAACCAGAGGGCAGCUGUACCGCUCGGUCCGGUUCACAGCCAACUUCUUCCUCUUUAGCGACGGACGAGGCAGCAGGAGCAGCAACAACCGCACCACCACACCAACACUCGGUAGAAGAAGGAACGAUGACGACAACGGAGCAGGAGGAGCCUACUGCUGAGGAGUGAGGCGCCAGGCCACUCUUAGUUCCCUCUCCUCCACCCUGACGCGCGCACAUGCACAAGCAAGAACAAGUGAAAGCAAUAAUAUGCUACCUUUUUAGCAAACAAAAACCACCACCAUUAACCCUGGACCCCGGGAGAGACCUGACCCUCGGCUGAAGCUCAUCGGCUCACACGUGCGGCGUUGCGGUCAGUUUCAAGAGGGAAAACCAAGACACACACACACGCAACUAAGAAGUGUCCGGAUGCAAAUGCAACAGCAGAGGGAGCUAGAGAGAGAGAGAGAGAGAGAGAGAGAGAAAGAGAGAGUGAUAUGGUUUCAAGUAUCUAUCCUAGCGUAGAGAAAGGAAAAAAAGGGAGUUGCUGAAGUGAUGCCGGCAGCUGUGCGUCUUUUGGGUGGUGAUGGUAGUGUGUGUAUGUGUGUGUAUGUGUGUGUAUGUGUGGUGGGACAUUUCCCUUUGUACGUCGUCCUCUCUCUCUCUCUCUUUCUCUCUCUCUCUUCUAUAUCUGGUCAUAUGAAUAAGUGCAAUAAUGUGUCGUCCACGCGGCAGCCUGCUUGGGGGAAAAAGAGGAAGCAACAGUGGCAUGAAUGAGGAAUGAGAGAGAGAGGGAUAGAUCGAGAGAGAGAGAGAGAGAGAGAGAGAGAGAUAAAUAGAUCGAGAGAUCGAGAGAGAGAGAGAAAGAGAGAGCGAAAAAAGUGAUAUUUACAGCCUGACAAAGAACGAGAAUGUCCUUAGUAGAAAUUGCGAUCGGUGUCUGGUCGGUAUUCCGAAUGAUUAGUAACCGAGAAAAGUGAGAACAGAAGAGUAGAGCAGUCAAGCGAAUGAACCAGAACUACAGAAAACUCAAGAACUAGAGCGAGCGAGAGGGAACUGUGAAGACAAACGUUUAGUUGGAGUUUUAGGUUCAUAUUUCCGUUUUCAUCUCGUUUCGGGGUAAGUUUUCCCUUUUCUUUUGUUAUUAAUUGUUUCGCAAGUGCUCGAUCAACUACUGUCGAUAGUAGUAAUCACACAGAGUUCAAAGUUCAAACACUUUUUCCCCCGUAAACAGUGCAGUUAUCUGUUUGUUAUCUUAUUUCGCUCUUUAAUUGAAUUAUGGACCGAUGAUACAUCACCAUCGACGGAUUAGGCUGUUGUUGAUUUACCGAGAGCACUAAACGUUACGAACAAACUGAACUAUGGAUUCCAACACUGUAUAGCUGCAGUGCUCAAUACACAUACACACACACCCACUGCCCUCUAUAUUGAAUUUAAGAAGCAAACUCGAAACGACAAAGGCAAAGACACCGAACACAGACAGAAAGACAGCCUCAAAUAAUGGUUGAACCAAUACCACCACACACCCCGCACUCUCAGAAAAUCGAUGCAGAAAAGGAACAACAACACAAAACACGUACUUAAACCGACAGCCAGACACUAGAAGGGCGAAAAAGAGAUAGUUAAAGCAUCUUUGAUUCAGUUUAGGAGCAUACCACGCACCGAUAAAACGCUAAAAUUGACAACAACGGUACAGCAAAGUAAAACAAGGAAAAACAAGCAAAAAAAUGGAAGGUAUUGAUAAAUUAUUUGACUCACAGUAAGGAGACAGACACGCAUCCUUUCGGGAAGAGUUUAAGGAAGAUGUGGGGUGCGCGUCAAGUGUAUUUGUUAAUUGCAAACUCAUUUUGAAUAAAGACGUCGUCGGCAGUAAGGCAGUAAAUAUUACUUUAGUCUAUAUAUAUAUAUAUAAUUAAAUACCAUAAUACAAUAAUACCUUAUAAUGAAUAUAUGAUACCGUAGCAGGAAAUAUCCGUGUACAUAGCAAACAGCUCUAGUGUGUUCCCCUCACUUUGUAAUGCUAUAGAAAUGGGGUAGGGAAAAUGCGUACAGAGGAGCCGUGUGCGCGAGAAAGCGAGAGAGCGGCAGAUUUCGCAAAUAAUCAAGCUAAAUAAUUAUGGUUACUGGAAAAAGACUAUUACAAAAACAGCAGACUAUUGAAACGCAAUGCGCAGGAAGGAAGGAAGGGAGUCUCUCUUCCUUCUACCAAUUCUCAUCAUUUGUGUAGAGAGAGGUGAAAACAACUGACCGGCCGUGACACGCCAGGGUUUUGAAUCACACAUCAUACCCUUCACUCCUGGGGAUGGAAGAACAAGGGGACAUUAUGGGGAAACGCUGCUGUGUAUUGAGAGUGAUUAGUUCGAAUAAUGAAAACGAAAAGCAUCCUCGGAAUAGAUCGUAACACAACACAAGGACACACAUUAAUGAAACAAAUAUCCAAUUCUUCAAGCGCAAAACAAAACACACACACACAGCAGCAGACAGCAGCAGCUUUGUUUGUCUCCCCGUCGGCACAACACCUCCUCAACCCGUAUGCUGCAACAUUCUAUGAAAAGGAAAAAGGAAAACCCCCCCCCCCUCUAUUUCUCUAAACUAAUCGAACGUUAAUUGCGGUUUAAAGUUUUUCCACCCGCUCUCUUCUCAAUCGUAUCAACAGUCGAAGGAAAACAAACGUGGAAAAUGAAGAAGAAAAACGAGUGUAGUAGGAAAAAUUAAAACAUUAAAACGAAAAGCAGCAGCAAAAAACAUAAACAUUACGAACAAACAAACAAAACACACUCUAAAGCAAAGCAAACAAUUUAGUGCAAAAUAGAGCGCAAGCAAUUCGUACACACACACUCGGACACAGAAAAAUAGAGAAAAAGGACUCGGAGUAAGAUGAAUGCGUGUGUGGUAAAGAAAUUAAACAAAAAAAAACAAAACAUUAAGCAAGCUUACAUGAAAAGAAAAAAAAACAAACAAAUAACCAAAAACAAAACAAAUAAAAGAAAAAAUGAAACACAGAGAGAAAAGGAGAGAGAGACAAAAGAGAAGAAGCACACAUUUGAAGCAAAAGAAGAAGAAGAAGAAAACAAGAUGGUACAGUUUUACGAAUCCGCCCUUUUUAUAAAAACAAAAGUUAAAGGUGAAGCAGUCGUUAGAAGGGGAAAACAAUUUGCUGAAACAUAAAACAUAAAAUAACGGAGAAGAAAAAAAGCAGAAAAAUAUGUCCCAAAAACAAACAAAAAAAAAAACAUUGUAUUGUCCGCUAAAACUACAAGCUAAAACAACAACAGAAACAGAACAAACACUUGUUCACAAACACUGGUUUGCUCCUCCCGUUGGGAUGCCCGCGCGCGCGCCCCUUUCAGUGAAGAAAUAGGAUGAUCCAAGGGGGAUUAUUUUUGACAAUGCGCGGUGGGGGGAGGGGGAGAGGUGAAACGUUCACACACACACAGACACAAACUACGCUACAUAUGGCUUAGGAAUAAACUAAUAAUAUUGUGGAUUUAUAAGUAGAAGCUUUCCGAAUUACGAAGAAAAACUCAAACACACAGUCAUACAGAAACUCGAGUUCUUCUCUACUUAAGCGUACAUCUUCUCGACUCUUUACAACCUGCGUAGUGAAGGGGGUGAAUUGAUCGUAAUGAUCCUAUUUGCAGAGUAAUAGUAACAUACACGGGACAUACACACACACCUAGUGACAAUCGCUUCAACUUUUGGUCGCCUCAGUACACAGUUCUGCCUUCCUCAUCAGCAAUAGAAGAAAAGCGUCCGGUUGGGACCCGAAAGACGUUCGAAAGGAUCAGUCGAAUGGAAUUACAAAAACACAAACACACACACUCUUUCAUGCGUCCAUAGUCGAAGCAAAGCGCGGGGAAGUGCUGCUUACCAUGAUAUAUUCGUAGCUCUAAACACUUAUAAAAGCAACACCACAGCAAAACAAAGCCACUACUAUAUAGAGAGCGAGAGAAUGAUAAAGAGAGCAACAAAACGUACAUACACAUAGUAGAAACAGACAACAGCAACCACAAAACUAAUGUGAACUUACUUACCUCUCUCCAACAAAAUCUCAUUCCCUUUUAGCUCGUUUGUUAGAAACAGAUUAAAAAAAACAGCAAAACAGAGAGAAACAACCCCCCUUAAUAAUAGAGAAUAAAGGAGAGUGACCGUCGCAACCCAGCUCGCAACUAAGCUCGUAGUGCAAACCAACACACAGAAAGCAAUAGCAAAAUAUGCUGGAUUAUCAUCAUCUGCAUCCGUUAAUCCAUCUUUUCCGGUGCGUUUUGUUCGUAUUUUUCCCUUCGCUCGGUGCCUGGGACGUAAGCGAAAGUUCCCCAGUCCCCAGUGGCGGGGGGAAAUAGGCAAUAGGUACUGCACCCGCCAUACAAGCCUCUAAUUAGGAGCAGGCAUUAGCAUUAUGCAUUUGCAAGCGAUUGGGAUAGAGAAAGAGAGAGAGAGAGAGAGAGAGAGAGAGAGAGUUGUGUCUGUUAUUAUAAAUCGAAUGAAGAAGAUAACAAAAUUGACUAAAGAGAAAGAGAAAGAAGAAAAAACACAUCUAGAUAAAAGAAAACAGACGCGCCUCCAUGUGUGUAUACUUGUACUGGCAGGAAAAAAAGGAAAAUAAAUUCAAAAAAAGAAGAAAAGAAUACAUGAAGAACUACCAAGAUUAUAAAAGCGUAAUAAAUGAUUUCGUGAGAGUGAUAACAAAACAUAACAAACAAAAAAGAAUAAAACAAAACACACACAGAUACACACACACACUGGCAAAAGGAGCAAAAAGUAAGGGAACUCCAAAAAGCAAAAACAAAAAGAUAUUAAAAAUGAAAGCAAAGGAAGAGCAAACAAACGGAAGAAAAUGACAUACCAGUUAGGCUCUCAACCGCUCCACCCCUCCCGAAAGCCAUGUGUGCUACAGUGGAAAUUAAAACAAGCAGAUAUAUAAAUAAAAGCAUAAUUUAGCAAGAGCAGCUGGGAAGAAGGAAGGAAGAAAAGAACAGCAACAAAAAAA
Molecule: messenger RNA, 7704 nt
Organism: Anopheles arabiensis
Lineage: Eukaryota; Metazoa; Arthropoda; Insecta; Diptera; Culicidae
Gene: bsk
Product: stress-activated protein kinase JNK
Exons: 10
Coding region: 1609-2736 (375 amino acids)
Biological process (GO): protein phosphorylation; JNK cascade
Cellular component (GO): nucleus; cytoplasm
Molecular function (GO): ATP binding; JUN kinase activity
Source: RefSeq, a predicted model, not a curated record